UGUGAAAGCCUCCCUGAUGGAGGAAUGGGGAAUCUCAGGCAAGGUGACAUGCAUGGUCACCGAUGGUGCUCCUAAUAUGGUGGCAUGCGUGAGAGAGCUGAAGCUUCGCCACCACAUUUGUGUUGCUCACACCCUCAAUCUUGUUGUGAAGAGGGCGCUUGACCAGCACCCUGUGCUCUCUGGCCUCCGGGCCAAAGCAAGGAAGCUGGUUGGCUACUUUAGAAGCAGCACCACUGCUAAGGAGAAGCUUACACAAGUGCAGCUUCAGCUGGGCAUGCAAGCAACCAAGCUGAUGCAGGAGGUGGAAACAAGAUGGAACAGCACCUACUUGAUGCUGCAACGUCUGGUGGAGUUGAGGGAGCCAGUAGGAGCGGCAUUGGCUGGAUUACACACUGACAUUCCCUUUUUCACUGCCAGUGAGUUUGACAUUGUUGUAGCGUGCCUUUCUUUACUCUCUUCUUUCUAUGACGCCACCACGGAGCUCUCUGCAGAAGAACACGUGUCGGCAUCAAAAGUUAUCCCCCUCCUGAAGAUGAUAGAGAAAGCCCUUCAGGAGGAAGACACCAAGUCGGCACCUGCAGUAGCAGUGGAAAUAGGAGAGCAGCUCAUCAGACAGCUCAGGGAGAAGCUGCACAUGCUCCAGUCAAUGAGCAUCUUGUCGCUGGCUACACUCCUGGACCCACGAUUUAAACUUAUAGCAUUUUUCAGCAACACAAAAGCUGCUGAAGCAGUGAAGCGCUUGACUUCAGAGUGUGCCACCGUCAUCCGACGGAACACAGAAGAGAACACUCACGAGAUUCCCCAGGCUUCCACCUCUCAAGAAUUCACUGGAGGUAGCAGACUUUGGCAAAGAUUGGACACUAGUGUCAUGGAGGCAAAGAGGACUCAAAAUGUGUCAGCAGAUGCCACCUUAGAGGUCCAGCGCUACCUGUCAGAGGCAAACAUAAGCAGGCUGGAGAACCCCCUGGAGUACUGGGCUAAUCAUCGGUCACUGUACCCCAAUCUGUACAAACUUGCACUUAUUUAUGCACCCCGGCAUCAUCUGUGCCAUGUGAGCGUGUCUUUUCAAAGGCUGGAGAAGUAG
This is a messenger RNA of Xiphophorus hellerii (green swordtail), 1084 nucleotides long. RefSeq names its product zinc finger BED domain-containing protein 4-like. The coding region runs from base 17 to 1084 and encodes 355 amino acids. NCBI's taxonomy places the organism in Eukaryota, Metazoa, Chordata, Actinopteri, Cyprinodontiformes, Poeciliidae. The record is from RefSeq and is a predicted model, not a curated record. The transcript has 3 exons. Gene Ontology annotation, molecular function: protein dimerization activity.